UAAAUCACUCCGCCUUUCUCCGCCACGGCUACGCUAACCCCGCCCCUCUGCCUCCGCCGCACACGGCUGUACUUGCGAAAUUCUCAUUUCGACCGCGGUGCUCCGCUAUUCGAUCAGCUGCUGAAAUGUCCUGGCACACUCCUGCUCCUACUCUUUCAACACCUACUAUUUCCUACCAUCAAUUGAAGGAUACAAGUGCGGAUUUAUCGGAGAAAAUUGAGCUCGGAUUUGGCCCCAACGGCCUCGGAAUUCUCUCCAUAUCGAAUGUGCCUGGUUAUCAAUUACUGCGUCAAAAUCUUCUAUGCCUUGCACCUAGAUUAGCUGGCCUCCCGGAAGAUGUUAAGCUGCAACUUGAAGAUCCUAACAGUAGGUACAAUUUUGGAUGGAGUCAUGGAAAAGAAAAACUUGAGUCCGGUAAACCAGAUACUAUGAAAGGCUCCUUCUAUGCCAAUCCAAUACUUGAUGUCCCCACAAAUGACCAAUCACUUGUUAAAAGGUAUCCUUCUUACUGUGGACCAAAUAUAUGGCCUCGUGAUGUAUUGCCAGAACUUGAACUGGCCUUUAAAGCUCUUGGAAAGUUGAUACUAGAUGUUGGAUUGUUGUUGGCACACCAUUGCGAUCAAUAUAAGUCAAAUAAGUUGAAAAUGCAUGAAAAUGGAAGUCUGCAGCAAAUACUUCUUCGGUCUCAGUGCCACAAAGGCCGUCUCCUAUAUUAUUUUCCAUCCCAUCAGUGCACUUCUGUUGUAGAUGAUGGUGGUGAAUCUAUGUCAUCAUGGUGUGGAUGGCAUACAGAUCAUGGUUCCCUUACAGGCCUUACUAGUGCAAUUUUCACGAGAGAUUCUGUGGAAAUAUCUUGUCCUGACAGCACUGCUGGCCUCUAUGUAAAAACACGUUCAGGUCAAAUAGUCAAAGUGGUGUAUGGGGAAGAUGAAAUUGCCUACCAAAUAGGUGAAACGACUGAGAUACUGUCGGGAGCUCGACUUUGUGCAACACCACACUGUGUUCGGGCACCAAAAGGUGAGGUGGCAUCUGGUGUUGAACGUUCUACAUUUGCAUUAUUUAUGCAGCCUAACUGGGAUGAAAAGCUUCUUUUUCCGGAGCUGGCGAAUACACAUGAGUUUAUCAUGCCAAAUGGAUCUAUUUCUUUUGGAGAUUACACUGAAAAAGUGCUGGACAAGUAUUACGACCUCAAUACAUAAAACUGAAUGUUCCAUUCGAUAUUGUGAAAUAAAAAAGUCACAAGUUUUAAUUUAUCUUGCAUAAUUUCAAACUGUUGACGGUCCAUUUCUUUUAAAUCGAUAGUUGAACAUUUCCUAUAAAUACUGAUCUUAAAUAAUUGCUGUGCGGAUUGUUAGAAUUUAGUUUCCGAUUUCCUUUAGGAUUUUAAAGUUGGAAAACGAGUAUUUGUAAAUUUGUAUAUUUAAUUUGGCAAAUGUACAUUCUAACCAUUUCCAUCAA
This is a messenger RNA of Salvia hispanica, 1458 nucleotides long. Its product is annotated as 2-oxoglutarate-dependent dioxygenase htyE-like. The record is from RefSeq and is a predicted model, not a curated record. Lineage: Eukaryota; Viridiplantae; Streptophyta; Magnoliopsida; Lamiales; Lamiaceae.